AUGAUUCUUUUAGCCUAUGAACCUACCAUCAGUGUAAUAUUGGUCUUUAAAUACUUCCAACUUGCAUGGUUUUCUCUCGCCCUUUGCGCCAUUGGCGCAACGGGUCAUCUAGUAUUCUUAAAUGAGGAUGGAAAGGAGACAAAAGUUGUGUUUUCUGUGGGCAAGAUGAAAGCAUUGAUCACCCUUUUUUCUUCUGUAAAUCUCAAAGAUUUCUUUGCUAGAUGGAUCAAGAAAUUCCAGAAACCUAACAAAAAAUUUGUUGUUGUUGGGGUCUCGGCUUUGUUUGGUCUCUCUCGAAGUGUAGAAAUGAUGUGA
Triticum turgidum subsp. durum (durum wheat) is the source of this 315-nucleotide messenger RNA. The record is from the annotation of a GenBank genome assembly. NCBI's taxonomy places the organism in Eukaryota, Viridiplantae, Streptophyta, Magnoliopsida, Poales, Poaceae.